Molecule: messenger RNA, 864 nt
Organism: Cheilinus undulatus (humphead wrasse)
Lineage: Eukaryota; Metazoa; Chordata; Actinopteri; Labriformes; Labridae
Gene: olig3
Product: oligodendrocyte transcription factor 3
Exons: 1
Coding region: 1-864 (287 amino acids)
Molecular function (GO): protein dimerization activity
Source: RefSeq, a predicted model, not a curated record
AUGAAUUCAGACUCCAGCCCGAGCAGCAGAGCCUCCUCCCCGGACAUGGACGGCAUGUCUUUCCACCACCACCCGCUCAACAACCACCACAGUCACCACCACCACGUCGGCUCCUCCGUGUCCUCCUCCACGCAGAGCGGCGAGCGCCAGAAGAUGACCGGCGCAGAGCACCUCCUGCGUUCCGGAGACCCCAAGUCUUCCUCCGUGGAGAGCAGCAACAAGUACAAACUGAAGAAACAGGUCACUGAGGAGGAAAUGUACCAGCUUCGGCUCAAGAUUAACGGCCGGGAGAGAAAACGCAUGCACGACCUCAACCUGGCCAUGGACGGCCUGCGCGAAGUGAUGCCCUACGCGCACGGGCCCUCGGUGCGAAAGUUGUCAAAGAUCGCGACUCUGCUUCUCGCCAGGAACUACAUCCUGAUGCUCACAAGCUCAUUGGACGAGAUGAAACGGCUGGUGGGAGAGAUUUACGGCGGGCAGCACUCCGCUUUCCACUGCGGCACCGUUACGCACGCCUCCGCUGGCCCCGGUGGACACUCCGGGGGCCCCGCCGCUGCUGCAGCCGCCGCUGCUGCCGCCGCCGCUGCGCACCAGGUGCACCCUCUCCUCGGCAGCGCAUUAACCUCCUCCACCUCCUCCACACUUUCGAGCGCACUGCCGGGACUCACGUCGAUCCGGGCUCCACACUCCCUGAUGAAGGGCUCCCCGGCUGCACCCCCGGCCCUGCAGCUGGGCUCCGGUUUCCAGCACUGGGCCGGUCUGCCGUGUCCCUGCACCAUCUGUCAGGUUCCCCCGCCUCCACACAUCCCCAUCACCUCCACCGGCCUAACGAGACUCACAGGGGAAAAGGAAGUGCUGAAAUGA